Molecule: messenger RNA, 549 nt
Organism: Suillus paluster
Lineage: Eukaryota; Fungi; Basidiomycota; Agaricomycetes; Boletales; Suillaceae
Product: ribosomal protein S21e
Exons: 4
Coding region: 94-354 (86 amino acids)
Biological process (GO): endonucleolytic cleavage in ITS1 to separate SSU-rRNA from 5.8S rRNA and LSU-rRNA from tricistronic rRNA transcript (SSU-rRNA, 5.8S rRNA, LSU-rRNA); translation; endonucleolytic cleavage to generate mature 3'-end of SSU-rRNA from (SSU-rRNA, 5.8S rRNA, LSU-rRNA)
Cellular component (GO): cytosolic small ribosomal subunit; ribosome
Molecular function (GO): structural constituent of ribosome
Source: RefSeq, a predicted model, not a curated record
GCUACCAACUGUACAGUUGCAUCUUGAAUUAUCCCACAGCAUCCUCCCUGUAGAUUGCACAUCGCAAACCAUAGCCAAAAUCUUAAUCUCGCAAUGGAAAACGACCAGGGUGUUCUCGUCGACCUUUAUGUCCCCCGCAAGUGUGCGGCCACCAACCGUCUGAUUACGUCCAAGGACCACGCUUCGGUCCAGAUCAAUGUCGCUGAUGUUGAUGCUAAUGGUCGUGCCCAGAGCACUUACACCUCGUUUGCGCUUUGCGGACAAGUGAGAUCACAAGGGGAGAGCGAUGACUCCGUUAACCGGCUAGCAACGAAGGCGGGCUUGCUCCGGAAUGUGUGGUCGUACCAAAAGUAAACGUCGUUGUGUUAGACCGUUCUUUAUAUCAUCAUUUCACUUACUCUUUUCAUGUUGUGGUAUAAACACUUGUACGCCUAUAUUGAGUGCAAGUAAAUUGGCCAUCCAGUGUUUAGCAAAUGAAACUGCCAGUUGUGAUAUUGCUGUACUUGGCAAACUGCGGCAGGACUACAAAUGGAGCGGAGUAUUCACACU